AUGGCCAGUACCAGUUUGAAUUCCCUGUUUGAGAGGCCGUUUCGAAGACCACUUACUCCUUUGCAAUACGCUUGUUUGAAGCUACGCUUUAACCAAGCAACGAACUUAUUGGCUUAUAAACCCGAACUUCGAAGUAUAAAAACGAGAGCCUGUAAUGGUUCCUCCUGGGUAAAAGGCGCAUCCCUCGAUCGGGGCAUAGCCAAGACGAUUUUCAGCCCGGGAGUUCGUUCGGAUCCUGCUGCUCCAGGACCAGAUGGCCGAAACUAUAUAGGAAUUCUCCCGCCCUCAGCUGAAGCCACUUUUACUGAACUUGGUAAACUUGCUCGAGAGAAAUGCAUUCCUUUCAGCCGCUACUCCCCUGUUCCCUCGCCUCCGGACGAGCCCUUUUAUCGAUGGGUCAUAGCUAUAGUCAAAAAAAUAGGUUUGCAAAGUGGCCCUGGACUGGAAGUGGGCUGCUCGGCGCUUGACCUAUAA
Striga asiatica is the source of this 474-nucleotide messenger RNA. NCBI's taxonomy places the organism in Eukaryota, Viridiplantae, Streptophyta, Magnoliopsida, Lamiales, Orobanchaceae. The record is from the annotation of a GenBank genome assembly.